Molecule: messenger RNA, 6557 nt
Organism: Brassica rapa (field mustard)
Lineage: Eukaryota; Viridiplantae; Streptophyta; Magnoliopsida; Brassicales; Brassicaceae
Product: mini zinc finger protein 1
Biological process (GO): regulation of DNA-templated transcription; regulation of developmental process
Cellular component (GO): nucleus
Molecular function (GO): transcription cis-regulatory region binding; DNA-binding transcription factor activity
Source: RefSeq, a predicted model, not a curated record
UAUAAAUUAAAAAAAUUAAAAAAAUUUGAAAUUUUGAAACUAUUUAUAAAUUUUGUUACAUCAAAUAUUUUUCCUUUUUUAGAACUUGAAUGGCUAUUUUUCAAAUUAAUAUAAUAUAUUGUAUUAAUAAAAUAUUUUAAAUUUUAUAAUUUUUAUUUGUUGUUUAGUAUGUAUAAUAAAAUUAUUCAAUACUUUAUUUAUAGAUAUUAAUAAUUAAUUGGUUACAUCUAAUACUGAAAUUAUCUAUAUUUAUUUACAUUUAUGAAACACAUAAAUUAUUUUACAUUAAUUUUAAAUGAUAAAAAAAUUGUAUGAGAAUUUUAUCUUUAUGAAAAUAUUAUUUACUUAGUUAUUAAUUAAUUAAAAUAUGGUAUUUUAUACAAAAUAAACAAAAUUUGUUUUUACAUUGAAAACCCACAAAAGUUAGUUUUCGGAUUCUUGGGUAUUUUGGUUAAUAUUACACAAAUAUAUAAAAAUAUUUACUAUAUCUCUCUGAUAGCACACUGAAAUUUCAUAUUAUAUUCAAUACAUAUGCAUAUAUCACAAUUUUUUAUAAUUUUGUGAUUUAUAAAUUUUGAACUACAUAUAUUUAACAUAUAAACAUUUGGAAACAAAAAAAAAAUUAUUUUGAUCAAUUUUAAAAUUUACACCAAAAUAGUUUCAGUUUGAUAUUUCAGAUAUAUAAAUAUUUUUUUCUAAAUUAUAUUAAAAUCACUGAUUUUUUUAGUUUGUAAAAUAUAAAUAUAUUAUAUGUAUCCCGCAAUAUUCAUUUACAUGUCACCAUUCAUAUUAUGCUUUGAACCGCUUAUUUUAGACGAAGCGCAGUUGUUCCACAUCAUUAUCAUACGUUUCUCUUGUAUAAACCACAGUUAAACCGUAUCUAAUCCACUUGUCCCGCAUCGUUCAGUAUGCUGUUACUGGAAGUCUAAUUCCUAGUGGUCGACAUAAAUUAUAUAUUCAUAUACACACAGUACCGUAUAUAUCAAACCUUAUUAGGGUAUAAAUAAAUGUUUAAUUACAAAAAUAACGUAUAGCCGUAUAGGGAAGAAAAAAACAGUAGCCCAAGUUUUAAGCUACUUUGUCGACACUGUAGGUCCUCUAGGGUUAGGUAAUAAACAAGCCUAACUAAUCUAUAAAGGGGGCAAGUACACAUCUCUAGGCUCUAGUCUUCACUUCGUUUUCAUAAAGAGUCUUUUGUAUGACCAAAGAGCCAUUUUCAUUUUCAAGGAUCAUAAUAAUCGAUAAAAACUAGGGUUUCACACAGAUCGUGAUGAAGAGACAGAUGGUAAUUAAACAAAAAUCAAGAAAAUCUAACACGUCAUCUUGUACAACUACUUCAUCGGCGAUCAGUAACAUCCGUUACGUGGAGUGUCAAAAGAAUCACGCUGCUAACAUCGGAGGCUACGCCAUCGACGGUUGCCGUGAGUUUAUGGCCUCUGGCAAUGAAGGAACCGUUGAAGCUUUGAGAUGCGCCGCUUGUGGUUGUCAUCGGAAUUUUCACCGGAAGGAAGUCAAUACGGAGGUUGUCUGUGAGUACUCUCCACCUAACGCUUGAUUUUUCGAGGAUUUGUUUCUCUGUAUUUGGAUUUAUCGAUUGAUUUUCAAAGGAGAAGUGAUAUAUAUAUAUUUGUAUAUGACUAUUGAUGUGUAUUGCAUAUUAAAAAUAUUGUAUAUAAAUGGUUCUGUUUGUGAUAUUUAAAGUAAUAUGGGAUCGAAAGUAGAGUUGUUUUUGAUUUGGAGAAUGAUAUUUGAUUUUAUUUUGUUCGUUCAUCGAGCUUGUAUGAUCACAAUUCAGUAUAUCACAGGUAAGAAGCAUAUGAUCAGAAUAUCACACGAGAUAUGGAAUAAUUUGUGAAGGGACGGGACUUAGUUUUAUCAGUCUAAAAAUCAAAUACAAGUUCCAAUACAUAUGUGUAGCCUUCUGAUCUCUUCUUUUUCUUUGAAUAUUGAACCUAUGAUUGAAGCUUAAAUGUGUGACUAAAAAGAUUGUAGAAAUGUGUAUAUAGUUUUUAUUUUGACAAGGAAAAUGUAUAACAUGCAUUAGAUAUUUACAUUCGACGACAAAAAGGAAAAUAUGAGACGUUUCUAUUUAAUUAAGUUUCAGAGAGAAGUUUAGAAGAAAAAAAUGACAAGUUUCAAAGAAUGUUAAAAAGUCAUCUUACAUGUAAUAAUUUUACAAAAAAAAAAUAUUGUUGUACUUUUAGCAUUCAUUCUGGAGUCAUACUAUAUGUAAUCACGACCUAUAACAUAAAUGACUAAAUGAGUUGGAAAUAUGAGAAAGUUGAUGAUAGUAGCCGGAGGAAUAAGCCAUUUAACUCGAAAGUAGUUGAAUGACUUGAAUCUAUUCCAUUUUUGUUGGCUUCUUGAAUUUAAUUACAUUUAUGAUAUAAUCAUAUAAUACGUGUGUUUGAAAGCGUGAAGUUUCUUUGUAGAAUAAUGUACGCAACUUUUUAAUAUCACACACGGUCCACAUAUCUAAUCAUGUAUUCUACCGUCUAGGUUAAUGGGUUUUGUUUAUUUAGUAAACUCUAUAGAAUCAAAAGAAGAGGCAGAAACAACUACAACAAAAUAUUAAUGUAAAUCUAUGGCCAUGGAAAAAAGAUUUGGUUUGUGAUUAAAAUAUUAUGUAAUGGCUGCUUUUCCAUUAUUUAGCCACUCGAAUUUGUUGGAAAAGACCACUGUAGUUUAAUAUGUAUAUUAUCUGAAACGGAAAGAGCUUUAUUUUUUUAAUAUUCGAACUCUUAAAACUAGAGCCUAUCGUGAAUCUCUGAACUGUAUACAGUUUUUUUUUAAAUAUAUUGCAAUUCAACUGAUAAACACAUAUCAUAUAAAUAAAGAGUAAUUUGGAUUACUGGAGUAUAUACUGGCAUUAUGUUACACGUAUGUAUUAUAUACGAAAGGUUUGUGUAUUAUGGUUAUGGAUAUCUCAACAAAGUAAGUACUUGACUCGUCUAGGUAAUGUGUACUUCAGUAGCAUAUAUGAAAGAAUGACUAUUAAUCAAAUAAAAGCUUAAGUAAAUUAAUUUGCCAAAUGUCUUCUCUUUCUACUUUAACAGGGAGCUUGAAGUGUAUGAAACUAAGACUAGAGAAAAUAAACAUUAGAAAUUAAAGCUCUGGAGUGUGUCAAAGUAUCGGAACAUCUUUUCAAUUAGGUGGCAUGCAAUUGUCAUGGAGAGCUAAGCUGUGACUGGUGAAGGCCCAUUAUUGGCCGAAUCAAUCCGUCACUCAAAAACCAAUAUUAAAGCUAGUCAAAGUUGUUUUAUUUGGGGUGAACAAUAGGCAUUAAUGGUUGAUGAUUGGCUCUUUCGUAAAUGUGCAACGGUUAGAAGACCCACUCACUAAUUACUAUGAUUAUCUUUAAGGACUUUCUUUUUCUUUGUGUUGGUUGUUUGUUUUUGUUACUGAUGGACUGAUGUGGAGAUCUCUAGUGCCCAUUCAAAAGCUAUUAGGUCGUUGAUGACUUUUCUUUAUUUUUUUUGUUCAUUAAAAUAAGGGGUAUCACUCAAGUUCUAACGUAACUCAGCUUCAGUGACCAAGUUCUAACGUUAACUUAGGUACAAAACUUAUAAGGGGGUGUUAGUGGGGAUGAGAUUUAUAAUGAAUCUUAGAAUUUCUAAGUCUAGUGUUAUUGGUUUAUAGAUUCUCAUAUUCUCAUUGAAAUCUAUUGUUAUUGGUUUGAUGAUUCUAUAACUCUAUACAAAAUCAUUUGUUAUUCAAAAAGUUUAGAUUUUAAUGAUUCUACAAAUCUAUUAAAGUAAGUGUUAUUGGGAGUUGAAUUCUUAUCAUUUUAACUCACAAAUUAAGAUUUUGAGAAUACUACAUGUUUACCUUGAAUUCUUAGAAUCAUUACAUUACUUUAUUUUCAUAGAUUUUCACAAUAUACAAAAUUCUCUACAUCUCUUUCCAAAUUUAACAAAUCUCUCAACUUUUAAAAUCAACAAACUCUAUAGAAAUCUAAGUCCCACUAACACCCCCUAAAACAAAAGGUGGUCAUGCUGAAUGAAAUUAAAGAUAUAUUGUGGAAUGACAAUGCAAUUAUUUUUUAAAAGAAAAAAAAACAAUCCCUAUUGAAGAAUAAACAAAAGGCGCCAAAAAAGACAAAACCAGUGGACCAAGACAACGAAAAGAAACCUUUGGCUUAUAUAACAAUGGAGAGAUGUGUGCUGCCAAAAUGAUUGAAGUGAAGACUAACCAUUGCUCUCGUUUCUUGAAUCUCAUGGAAGAAAAUAAAAGGUGGUAAAUCUAAAUAUGAGGGUUAUGUCGAUGGGGGGUGAUUGUGUUGUAUGCGGCGUAUAUUUAUAGGAUUAGACUGAGAAGCUUCUGAAACGGCUAGAGAGGGCGCGCUACCGAUGUAAGUUUCAUUGUAGUAAUUAGAAUUAAAUUUCUAUAUCUGGAUUGAUCAUCUUUGCUGACUGAAACGGUCAACGUAAUGGCGGAUGGUUGACCUUCUGUAACACAUUAUUAGGGCUUCUUUGUGAGGCGACUUGGAGGAGGAAAAAGAAAGGAAGGAUUGACAGUUGAGUGUUGCAGAGAUUUUGACUUCAUCAAAUUGGUGUUUAUAUGGACCUAUUUAGGUUUUGACAACAAUUUGCAUUUUGUAAGCCCUUUUGUUAAAACAAAUAGAAUAUUGAUGUGUACAUCCUUUGGGGUUUAGCAUAUUGGGCAAUGAAAGGCAGAGUAAAUCAAUAAGCCCAUUUCUCAAUAUAUAAAACUCGACACUGAAAACCCAAACGCAAAUUUUUUUUUUCUGUGGGACCCACACAUGCGGAGGUGAAGAAAGGAAAAUCUUUCAUUUCCCUUUUAUAUAUAUGAUUCUUGAUGCUUACUAAAUAGAGGCCCAUACGUUUAAAUGUGUUUUAGUAACUGGGAGUAUUUUAUUGUUGACAAAGUCAAUGACGUUGAUUUUGUGUUUCGUAAUAUAACCAACACGUUAGAUACGGACUACAAUAUAACCUCUUUAAAUUAAUGCUCUAUAAAUUAAUAUAUACUAAAUUUUUUUAUAAAAUAAUAUAAUUUUAUAGUUUCAAAUUGAGUUUUUGAUUCAAUUAGUAUAUCAAUAAAUUAAUAUAUCUAUAAAUUAAUAAAAAAAAUUAUAUUUUUGAUGUAGUCUCAACAUUAUUAAUUUAUAGAGGUUUCACUGUAUAACUAUUUAUCAGUGAUUAUGAUUUAUGACUUUUGCUGAUCAAUUCAAUUUGAUAUUGAGACAUGUUUUGUUCUAUCAAUUUCAGAAGUCUACAUGAAUAUAAAAGGUCCCGUUAUUUAUCGGAACAACUUCUACAAAACUAAAAUCUCGAAAUUGUGAUAUUGAAAAGGUUUUUUUUUUUUUUUUUGUCAAGAGGGUACUUCAUUGAGAUGUCUAAGUCAUGCGACUUAGAACAAUAAACGAAACAGAGUAUGUGACAAAUGAAAAAAAACCAACAGAAACAACAGAAACAUCAGAAGAUGCUAUAAAAGAGAUAAAUAAACCAUCCUGGCCGAGAUCAAAAGAUCGAAGGGGAGGAACCCCUCAUUAUGAACCCCUCAUUAUGAUAUUGACAAGGUUUAUUAGAGGUUAGUUAUAAGAUAGCUAAAGAUUAUUAAGUUCUACGUUCACUAUAUUCUAUUAUAGUAAGACAAAAAAGUUUCAUGCUCUACUUAUUAGUGAUGGGCGUAACAGUUCAAGAGUGGAAAAUUGUCCAUACACGUAUAUAUUGUCCAAACACUAUAUGUGGAAUAUACUAAUAGCUUCUCUCGAAAUGUGGAUGAGAAACGAUUCAGUGGAAAUAAUCUAAAUCCAACAUUUCAGAUAUACCACAUCAAUAUGUAUCACUUGUACAAUCUACACAGAUAGAAAACUGUUUAUGUGAUAAAUCAUAUGAUGGGGUUUCACCAUGGACUCUGGUACCGUAUUAACGAUGAACCUAAUUUUACACUAAAAAACUAGCUCAAGAAAAAAGGAUUGUCCAUACACAUAUAUAUUGCCCAAAGACCUAUAUCCCACACGAUGUGGACGUAGGCAAGGUGAUCCACACCAGACUGAAGUCCGUUUACAGAGCUACAUCGAUAGGAUUGUGAGGAACAUGAUCACAGUUACACAAAAACUAGCAAGAAAGGGGUAUGAAGAAGCCAUGAGAAGAUGGUUUGACAGACGAUGACAUUGUUGAUAUUGAUGUCAUUUUGAGCUUAAGUUUUUUACCAUAUUCAAUCCUUAAAAAAGCUGAUAGACAUCAACACAAUGAUGCAUUUUUUGUAAAGAAAAUUUUUUUGUUGUAAAUAAAUUUCACAUUCAUUCAAAAAAAAUGUAUAUGAGACUCAUGCUUAAUUACAUUAAAUGUUGAUUGGUACAUAUUGUAGAUUUGUAGGUAGUCUAAUCUCUUUUCAAGAUUAUAUUAUUAGACUCAUGUUUAAAUUACAUUAAAUGAUGACUGGUCCAUAUUGUAGGUAAAAUGAUUUUAAAAAUCUACAAUCUCAUUGUCAUUAAUGCACGUAGUCUAAAGUAUGAUGAAGACUAUUAAAAUCUUUGUUUUCUCACUAAAUAACACACCGAUAAAGUAAUAGCCGUUUGCCGAAAAAAAAAA